Lepidothrix coronata (blue-crowned manakin) is the source of this 464-nucleotide messenger RNA. It is a transcript of the gene MOCS2, whose product is annotated as molybdenum cofactor synthesis 2. Gene Ontology annotation, cellular component: cytosol. Gene Ontology annotation, biological process: Mo-molybdopterin cofactor biosynthetic process. The record is from RefSeq and is a predicted model, not a curated record. Bases 66 to 326 code for a protein of 86 amino acids. The transcript has 4 exons. Lineage: Eukaryota; Metazoa; Chordata; Aves; Passeriformes; Pipridae.
GGGCCCGGCGCAGGCGCCGCCGGAGGCUCGCGGCGGAGGGCAGCUGGGCCUGGGACGGCGGCUCCAUGCGCUGCCAGGUCUCGGUGCUGUAUUUCGCCCGGAGCGCGGAGCUGGCGGGGCUGCGCAGCGAGACCCUCUCGGUGCCACGGCAGAUCACCUCUCUACAGCUCUGGGAGGAGAUCGUCAAGGCCCACCCCAGGCUUGCUGUCAUCCAGGAUCAAGUGGUUUUUGCUGUUCGGCAGGAAUACGUGCUUCUUGGAGAUCAGCUCCUGGUCCUUCAGCCUGGAGACGAGGUUGCCAUCAUCCCACCGAUUAGUGGAGGCUGAACCUGCCCAGAUUCUGUUGGGUCCACAGAUGUGAUUGCUAUUCUCUCCUUCCACCCCAGUACUGUUUUGAGAGAGCCUAAUGUGUAUUUCCAUCUGGAGAGUACAGUUAUGCUGACCAGAAACUACAAGCCAGUGCAC